AGCUUAGACUGGACUCCAUUAGGCAGUGCUUCUGCUCCGUCCCACUUAAUUUGAUCCAAGGCUCAGCCCCGGGACCUAGUCCGAAUGUCCACGCUUAGUCCUGGAACGAAAUGACGUGACAAUAAAAGCGAAUGCACCUCUAGCCGUGUGCAGAGUGUAUUCCCUUCAUUGUGAAGUUAACCCGACCUGAAGGAUGUUGGAGCAACGAUCAUGGGCCACGCCCUAUGUAUCUGCUCAAGGGGGACCAUUACCAUCGAUAACAAGCGUUACCUUUUAAUCCAUAGGCUUGGUGAGGGCGGCUUUAGCUACGUGGACCUAGUAGAGGGGCUGCACGACGGGCGCUUCUAUGCACUGAAACGCAUCAUGUGUCAUGACAAGGAUGAUCGCCAGGAGGCUAUGCAUGAGGUAGAGAUGCACCUGCUCUUUGAGCAUCCCAACAUCCUGCCCCUGUGUGCACAUGCCAUGGUGGAGAGGGGAUCCAAACAUGAGGCCUGGCUCCUGUUGCCCUUCCUCAAGAGAGGGACCCUUUGGCAGGAGGUUGAAAUUCUGAAAGAUAAAGGUGCCUUCAUGCCUGAGGAGCGGAUCCUUGCCAUCCUUCAUGGUAUCUGCCGAGGCCUGCAGACCAUUCAUAACAAGGGCUUUGCACACAGAGACCUGAAACCUACAAAUGUGCUGCUAGAUGAUGAAGACCAACCACUGCUGAUGGACCUGGGCUCUAUGAAUCAGGCACGCAUUGAGGUGCAGAGCUCACGGGAAGCCAUGACCGUUCAGGACUGGGCUGCCCAACGCUGCACCAUCUCAUACCGAGCACCUGAGCUGUUCACUGUUGAGCGUGAAAGUGUUAUCGAUGAACGUACUGACAUCUGGUCCUUAGGCUGUGUUCUGUACUGCAUGAUGUUUGGCGAGGGGCCUUAUGACAUGACCUUCCAAAAGGGGGACAGUGUGGCCUUGGCUGUGCAGAAUCAUCUCAAUGUGCCCCAAAAUACCAGGUACUCCCCUGCCUUGGAACAUCUCCUCUCCUCUACAAUGGUGGUUAAUCCCCAGGAGCGCCCAUACAUUGCUGACAUCAUCUGCCAACUUGAAGCAAUACAGCCACCUCCCACUGGACAGGACAUCACACGGAUCUGAGCCCCACAGUGUGUGUAGUAAAUUUGGGGCAGCAAAGGAGCUGAAGCCCAGGUGGGACCUCCAGAAGUUUAAAGUAGACUUGACAAGGCUUCAUUGUGUUUCUAUUCUGUGCCUGCCUCUUUCCUUCAGAAACUCUUCCACAGUGGGGCCACCUCCUGCCUGGAACUCGCUGGAAGGUUCUCCUGUUAUCCUCACUGGUGGCCUAGCAUGCACUCCAUGCAUGUUACUGGGAUUCACCUGUUCUGUAGGUGAUUGUCAGCUCCCUCCUCAAAGUAGCAUGAUUUUGCUGCAAGGGACCAAGAUACCUCAGCAUCGGGUGGAAAAGAUGCCCAGCUUUUUAUACCCAGUUACAACUUCUAGCUGAAUUAUUGAGAAGCUGGUUUCCUGUUUGUUUUGAUGCAGGCGUGUCCUCAGUGCCUGUCUGUUAAAUAAAAUCUUCAUACUCAUGUUACAAAAGGAGUCAGGCCUGAAUGGAGGCCAGACUGAUAGGAACUCUAUAUUCCCUAAGAUGCCAAUAAGGAAUAGAGACGAGACCAGAGUACCACAAAUGUUUGCCUUUAUUGAACCUUUGCAAAGGGAGGGCCACUCUUAAGUGACUCUCCAGAAUUGCUGACAGCCAUCAUAUUUAUAGGCUAUAGAUGCGUCACAUACAUAUCAUUAGAAAUGCAUAGCUAAUCAGAAAUACAUCAUUGUUUGAUUUCUCAGUA
This is a messenger RNA of Rhineura floridana, 1835 nucleotides long. It is a transcript of the gene STK16, whose product is annotated as serine/threonine kinase 16. Gene Ontology annotation, cellular component: cytoplasm; Golgi apparatus. The record is from RefSeq and is a predicted model, not a curated record. Gene Ontology annotation, molecular function: protein serine/threonine kinase activity; ATP binding. Lineage: Eukaryota; Metazoa; Chordata; Lepidosauria; Squamata; Rhineuridae. The transcript has 8 exons. Gene Ontology annotation, biological process: protein phosphorylation. Bases 211 to 1128 code for a protein of 305 amino acids.